Drosophila nasuta is the source of this 1313-nucleotide messenger RNA. Its product is annotated as serine protease persephone-like. Lineage: Eukaryota; Metazoa; Arthropoda; Insecta; Diptera; Drosophilidae. The record is from RefSeq and is a predicted model, not a curated record. Gene Ontology annotation, biological process: proteolysis. The coding region runs from base 242 to 1291 and encodes 349 amino acids. Gene Ontology annotation, molecular function: serine-type endopeptidase activity. The transcript is spliced from 3 exons.
AAUAGCUCGGUGAAUGUGAUGCUUGAGAAAUCAAUCUUUAAUUUUAAUUUUCAUCUACUAUUCCUGAGAAAUCCCUCAUACAACCCGAUUGCAUAGACACGCCCGAGAGAUUCUAUAAAAUGAUAGUCACUGCAUUUGUAACGCCAGUUGGUUUUAUUAAGUCGUUAGUUAAAGAAAAAAGUUGAUCGCUUAUCAUUUAAAGAAAAAUUACAUCCUUUAUAGUAUCAAUACUCUAAACAAAAUGGACUAUCGAAAAUGUACAUAUACCAUUAUAAUAAUUCUAAUUAUUGACUCAAGUAUUUUUAACAAAACUGUUGUUUGCUUAAGUGAAACUCCAUGUGAUUGCAUACAUGAAAGUGAAUGUGAUUAUGUAUCUAAAGCUAAAUACUUCUACAAAGAUCUAAGGAUCUUACAGCCUUGCGCUUUGCCAAGUGAAGACUUCUAUUGCUGUCCGAGUCCUAUAAAAACCACAAUUUCAGAAAGAAAAUGCAAAGAAUUUUCGCAAAUUGAAAACUUUUGUAAGGAGCAUCAUUUGAUCAACAGAGGAAAACCUGUAGAGCCGAAUGAAAUAUCAUUUAUCGCCUCAAUUCAAAUGAGAGACAAAUCUGAUGAUAAAUCUCCUUGGGAAUGGAAGUGCGGUGGGACAUUGAUUGAUCCGAAGUUUGUUUUGACUGCAGCGCAUUGCUUUGAAAAUAUCGAUACUGCAACAACAGAAAUUACUGUUCUCUUAGGAGCUCAUAAUAUAACCGAAACAACAGAAAGGAAUGAUUAUGGACGAUUUAAUGUAACAAUUAAAAUACACGAGGAUUAUUUCAAUAGUCCAUUUGGUGACAUUGCUCUUCUGGAACUGGGAAGUGCUGCAGACAUUAGAACGCCUAGAAUUCGACCAGCUUGCUUGCCUACAUCAAGUGGAAAGGAAAUUAAAGAAUUUAGGGCUGCUGGUUUUGGUACAACCAAUGGGCGCGAUUUCCCAAGUGCAUUAUUGCAGACAACUUUGAUGACAAAGCCAAUUGAAAAUUGCCGCCUUACGGAAGAUACCCAGUUAAAUGAAACUCUUCAAUUCUGCGCAGCGCCGAACGGAAGAACUGGUGGCGAUGUUUGUCCUGGUGACUCUGGCGGUCCAGUAUUCAUAGAAUAUCCUGGUCGCAAUGAUUGCCUUUAUGCGGUAAUGGGCAUCGUUUCCGAAGGGAAUUUCUGCAAUGUCGAUGAUCCUCAUACGUUUCAUACUAGAGUUUGGUAUUAUCGAGAAUGGAUUGAGAGUAUUGUAUGGCCCAAUGAGAAGAAUUCAUAACUGUAUGUUACAUUGGUUUGAA